This is a messenger RNA of Schizosaccharomyces japonicus yFS275, 1224 nucleotides long. RefSeq lists its product as hypothetical. Bases 26 to 1108 code for a protein of 360 amino acids. Gene Ontology annotation, molecular function: ATP hydrolysis activity; GTP binding; GTPase activity. The record is from RefSeq and is a predicted model, not a curated record. Gene Ontology annotation, biological process: nucleocytoplasmic transport; mitotic sister chromatid cohesion; protein import into nucleus. NCBI's taxonomy places the organism in Eukaryota, Fungi, Ascomycota, Schizosaccharomycetes, Schizosaccharomycetales, Schizosaccharomycetaceae. Gene Ontology annotation, cellular component: nucleus; cytoplasm. The transcript is spliced from 3 exons.
UCCUCUCGAAACAACUACAAUCUCAAUGGCGAAUGAGGAGAAAAAACCAUGCUGUAUCAUCGUGGUCGGUAUGGCCGGCUCUGGCAAAACAACGUUCAUGCAACAAUUGAACGCUCAUUUGCAUAGAAAAAACACACCUCCAUACGUUAUGAACCUGGACCCUGCAGUUUACAAACUGCCUUACGAGGCAAACAUUGAUAUUCGAGACACAGUUGCUUAUAAGGAAGUCAUGAAACAAUACAACCUUGGACCUAAUGGUGGCAUUAUGACUUCUCUGAAUCUCUUCGUCACAAAGUUUGAUCAGGUCUUAAACAUCCUUGAAAAACGUGCGCCAUCUGUCGACCACAUUCUCAUUGAUACACCUGGUCAAAUUGAAAUCUUUCAAUGGUCAGCCUCGGGUAGUAUCAUCUGUGACACCCUUGCAAGUUCUUGGCCUACAUGCAUCGCCUACAUCAUCGAUACUCCUCGCUCCACAUCUACAUCUACUUGGAUGUCUUCUAUGUUAUAUGCUUGUUCCAUGCUCUAUAAAACCAAGCUCCCUCUUAUUUUGGUGUACAAUAAAUGCGAUGUGCAAAAUGCAGAUUUUGCUAAAGAAUGGAUGGUAGACUUUGAAGCAUUCCAGCAAGCUAUUCGCAAAGAUGAGGAGGAUAAUGCAGAUGGAAGUACUUCUGGUUACAUGAGCAGUCUUGUAAACAGCAUGUCCUUGAUGCUUGAAGAAUUCUACCGUCACCUGGACUCUGUUCAAUGUUCAGCCGUAACCGGUGAAGGUAUGGACGAUUUCCUUGAGGCUGUGAACAAAAAGGUUGAGGAGUACGAGAAGGAGUACAAGCCCGAAAUUGAACGACUUAAGAAGCUUUCAGAAGAAGAAAAAGAAAAACAAAAGGAGAAACAAUUGUCGUCGCUUAUGAAAGACAUGCAUGUAGCGGACAAGCCUGAUCCUGCAGAAACACUUUCCGACAUUGAAUAUGAAGACAACGGCGAGUUAGUUGAUCCUGAUGAGGACGAAGGAGAAACUAUUAGUGAGGACGUAAAAAACCAAUAUCGCAAGGCUUUUAAUAUUAGUGACAGUGUCUCCAACGAAGAGCUCUUAAAAAUGAUGCAAAGCUAGUAGGUAAUCUCCGGUGAAUAAAAUAUGUUCUUUACUUGACAUAACUUCGAAUAAUGAAAAUCAUGAGCACAACAGCGCCAAUUGCAACACCGGGUCUAACAAUCCAGCGAUGCUGA